AUGACAGCUAUCAUCGCCUUCAUCUCCUUCCUCUGGUUCGAUGACGUGUCUAACAGCAUCUGGGAGCUUAUAGUAAUCAAUGAAUGGCUGACACGGUCCAUCUCGAUUUCAACCCUACUUCUCCGAACUGCUGUUGAUAUGCAAGCUAGUAUUGGGGCAGCAAUGAUCGCAGCUCUUAUGAUGGAGUCAUCCCACGGUAUCCCGCUCUCCGAGGUCGCUGUCAUUGCGCCGAUGAAAUCUGGAGCUGCUUCUCCCUGGGCAUUGUGUAAAUCAGUGCUCUUUCCAUUAAUUGGAUUCCGUAGUGUGAUGAGAGCAUCGGUCAUCUCGUCUCAGUAUUUCGUGCUACUCUUUGUUUUGUUAACCACAACUUCGCUCCUUCAGUUCAGCUCCACCGCACUUCUGUCUGAUCUGCACCUCGGUCCCUUGCCGGACCUCGAAGUGUCCCGAUCUGCGUUGAAUGGAUUCAAAUAUACUUGCCUCGGUCAACAGCCUGCUUCUGCGGAUUGCGCGACCUUCGAGAAAUUAUCCUACAACGUGAUCCCUCGAGGUUCAAUUUGGUCAACAAACCCGCCAUUCUAUCCCGUCUUCGCCGAAUAUUCAGAACCACCACAGCAAAGUCCCGCGGGAUCAAGCGACACCGGAGUUCUCCUUCGAUCUAUGCUCCCCCUUACAGAUUCUCGGUCUAGACAAACGCUGCGCAAUUAUACUGGCAAGGCUAUAGUGCUGGAUUCCCGAGUGUAUUGUCAAGCACCGACAGUUUCGAAUUUGUCAUGGAGCGAAGGGUACUACAGCAACGGUACUGGCACAAUCUCCGCGAAUCCUACCAUAUCCAAGGUGAUGACGAAUAACUGGGCAGACGAGGCUAAUUUCAUGUGCUACUACGGCGGCGCUGACCAGUACUCAAUUUGCCAGAUAGGGUGUCCGAGCCCGAAGUACCUCCCAACACUUCUUAGUCAAUUUUCGAACGAAACUGUCGGCGAAGAUCUUACAAGAUAUGGCGCGGUCUUUCUAGUAUUGCGAACCACCGACCUCACACAAUGGAAAGCGCCGCACUCACCCGAGAUUCCUAUCACCAAUGCUUCCAGUCUUUUCGUCCAUGACGAGUGGAUCGACCUUAUCUCGCCAUCAGUCUAUGAGUCUAUCUUGUCUAUGUCCGUGUGUUAUGCUCCGUGGGACGCUGCUCGCUUGGAUGUUAGUAUUUACGGCGCCAUUAACAGAUCUGAACCUACGAUUCGCUGGGAACCUUCCAACCAAGAGAACGCAGCUGGGUCAUUCAACACUACAGAAAUCGCUAGUCAACUAGGCCUUGACUCAACGAAUCAGAGCCUAGAAGCACGAGGGAUCAUGACAUUAGAGAAGUCCACCUCCUUCAUCCCCACAAAGGACGAUGUCGUCCCAUUCCUUCAACGCCCGUUCUUUCAAGGCGACAUGUCAGGCAAAGGUGGUGGUGUCAACGGAGCCACCGUACCUCUCGAUGCGAACUGGACCACGCUCUUCAGCGGCAUCCCGCUCAUCAACGUACUUAACAACUUCACCUACACGCCUUCCAACAUUCUCGCGGCAGACCCGUCAAUCUCAAGCCUCUUCACGGGUGCGCUUUCGCGGAAUGCAUCCGUUGCCCAUGCUCUCUCGGGACUUAUUACAGUACUUUCGCUUUCCGCGUACUAUGGCCAACAACACGCUUUUGACUACGCUUCUGAAGUCAAUGAAACCUACUUCAAAGAAGUCUUACUUCCGCAAUCCUCAGGCGGCUUUACAGCAAUGACAUCUGUGCUUGUGGGGCACUAUGUUUUGAUUGCUGUACUGACGGUGCUGUAUAUCAAGCAGACUCAUUAUUCUCUUCUCGGCAGCGCGUGGGCAUCGAUUUCCCAAACUAUCGGCCGAGAUGUUUACGAACUCCUGGAAAGCAGCUCGCUGAAGACGGAUGCGGAGGUCGUGGAAUCGAUCCGAGAUUACGGGAAGACGGUUCUGCGAGCGCGGUUGAUGGCAGUUGAGGACGAAGGAGGUGCUAGAAUCGUUUGUACGGGCGCCGAUGCUAGUGGAUGA
Molecule: messenger RNA, 2046 nt
Organism: Mytilinidion resinicola
Lineage: Eukaryota; Fungi; Ascomycota; Dothideomycetes; Mytilinidiales; Mytilinidiaceae
Exons: 1
Coding region: 1-2046 (681 amino acids)
Source: RefSeq, a predicted model, not a curated record